CCCGCUCCCGCACGCACCCGCCGGCGGCGAUCCGAAGCCCUCCGCGCCACCGCACCCCCGCCCCGCACGCCCACCGCCGGGAGGAUGGGCUGCGGGCGGCGGCGCGGCAGCCCCUGAGCUCCCCAAAGCCACGGAAACAAAGGGAGCGAGCAGCGGCAGCACCGGGCCGGGGUGGAUGCAAGCAACCAUGAAAGCCUGGGUCUCCGCCUCCUCCGCUGCUGCCAGAGAGCUGCCGGCUGCCGCUGCUCGGAGGACUACCCUGUGAAGGGGGCGGAGGAGAGGCUGGCUGGGUUCGCCGUGCAAAGGUAGAAGGUGUAAAGGAGAGGCGGAAAGAAAAUGUCUUCUUCGGUGGGGCCCCGCGGCCCUCGCCCGCCCACGGUGCCCCCGCCGAUGCAGGAGCUGCCCGACCUGAGCCACCUGACAGAGGAGGAGAGGAACAUCAUCAUGGCAGUGAUGGACCGGCAGAAAGAGGAGGAAGAAAAAGAAGAGGCCAUGCUCAAGAGGUUGCAUCAACAAUUUGAAAGCUAUAAAGAGCAAGUAAGAAAGAUAGGGGAAGAAGCCCGCCGUUACCAGGGAGAGCACAAGGAUGAUGCUCCAACAUGUGGAAUCUGUCAUAAAACAAAAUUUGCAGAUGGUUGUGGCCAUUUAUGCUCUUAUUGCCGGACCAAGUUUUGUGCUCGAUGUGGAGGUCGUGUCUCUCUGCGAUCAAACAAUGAGGACAAAGUGUACAGGAAUACUGUUCCUCCUCAUUGUGGAUCACAUUCAUCAGUACCUGUAAGAGUUAUGUGGGUAUGCAAUUUAUGUCGAAAGCAACAAGAAAUCCUAACGAAAUCUGGAGCGUGGUUUUUUGGAAGUGGACCACAGCCUUCACCCAGCCAGGACGGAACACUGAGUGAUACAGCAACUGGUGGAAGAUCGGAUGCACCGAGAGAAAAGAAAGCAAGACUUCAAGAGCGAUCGAGAUCACAGACUCCCUUAAGUACAGCAGCUGCCUCAUCACAGGAAAUCUCUUCUUCCAGUGUACACUCUGACCGUAGGAAAGGAGCAGAAGUAUCACAGCCAGCUAUGGGCCUGGACCAAAAGCAAGCUUCAUCAAGAUCUAGAAGUGAACCUCCAAAAGAGAGGAAGAAGGCAAUUUUGGUUUCAGACCAGAAUGGCAAAGGUUUAAAGAGUGAGCGUAAGCGUGUGCCAAAAUCCUCACUUCAAAAAGAAGGACCAACAGACGACAAGGAGCGCAAAGAGCGGCAUGAAGGCAGAAGGCUGGAGAAAGGCAAGUCACAGGACUACCCAGACUUGCCAGAGAAACUUGAGGAAGGCAAAUUGCCUGAUGAUGAAAAACAAAGGAAGGAAGAUGAAUAUCAUACCCGCUACAGGAGUGACCCCAAUCUGGCAAGAUAUCCUGUAAAACCACAUCCUGAGGAACAGCAGAUGCGCAUGCAUGCGAAAGUUUCUAAAGUACGACACGAGAGAAGACACAGUGAUGUAGCUUUGCCGCACACAGAAAUGGAGGAAGCGGAGGUACCUGAGAAUAAAUUAGGAAAACGCUCACAAUUACAGGGAACUCAGGACAGAAAAUCUCUUGUGGAAACUCAGAGGUCGUACUCUAUAGACAGAACAGGUGAUGUAAGAAUUUCUGUUUCUAAACAAUUAACUAAUCAUAGCCCACCAACUCCCAGGCAUAGUCCAGUUCCUAUAGAACACGUAGAAUACAAGAACCACGAUUCCUUUAUAAAACAGAGCCGCCUUGAUCCUAGCUCUGCUAUUCUCAUGCGAAAAGCAAAGCGGGAGAAAAUGGAGACCAUGCUAAGGAAUGAUUCCCUUAGCUCUGACCAGUCGGAAUCAGUGCGGCCAUCCCCUCCAAAGCCUCAUAGAGCAAAAAGAGGCGGAAAGAAAAGGCAGAUGUCAGUUAGUAGCUCAGAGGAAGAAGGGGCAUCAACACCAGAAUAUACUAGCUGUGAAGAUGUGGAGAUAGAAAGUGAAAGUGUCAGUGAAAAAGGUGACUUGGAUUAUUACUGGCUGGAUCCUGCCACGUGGCACAGCAGGGAGACGUCCCCUAUUAGUUCGCAUCCCAUAACGUGGCAACCUUCCAAAGAGGGAGAUCGCUUAAUUGGGCGUGUUAUUCUUAACAAGAGAACAACUAUGCCAAAAGAAUCAGGUGCAUUACUGGGGCUAAAAGUUGUUGGAGGAAAAAUGACAGAAUUAGGUCGACUUGGUGCCUUCAUUACCAAAGUGAAGAAAGGUAGCUUGGCUGAUGUGGUGGGGCAUCUCAGAGCAGGGGAUGAAGUUCUAGAAUGGAAUGGUAAACCGUUGCCUGGAGCUACAAAUGAAGAAGUUUACAACAUUAUUUUAGAAUCAAAAUCAGAACCUCAAGUUGAAAUUAUUGUUUCAAGGCCUAUUGGUGAUAUUCCACGGAUUCCUGAGACUUCUCACCCCCCAUUAGAGUCUAGUUCAAGUUCUUUUGAAUCUCAGAAGAUGGAAAGGCCUUCUAUUUCUGUUAUAUCUCCGACCAGCCCUGGAGCCCUACGGGAUGCACCACAAGUCCUACCAGGCCAGCUUUCUGUUAAACUCUGGUAUGACAAAGUGGGACAUCAGUUAAUAGUAAACGUUCUGCAAGCAACAGAUUUGCCACCAAGAGUAGAUGGACGCCCCAGAAAUCCCUAUGUAAAAAUGUAUUUUCUUCCAGACAGAAGUGAUAAGAGUAAAAGAAGGACCAAAACAGUAAAGAAAAGUCUAGAGCCAAAAUGGAACCAAACUUUUCUCUACUCACACGUACAUCGUAGAGAUUUUAGAGAACGAAUGCUUGAAAUAACUGUAUGGGACCAGCCAAGAGUACAAGAAGAAGAGAGUGAAUUUCUUGGAGAGAUUCUUAUAGAGCUGGAGACAGCACUUUUAGAUGAUGAACCACAUUGGUAUAAGCUACAGACACAUGAUGAAUCUUCACUACCUCUGCCUCAGCCAUCACCUUUCAUGCCAAGAAGACAUGUUCAUGGUGGAGAAAGCACUAGCAAAAAAUUACAAAGAUCUCGGCCAAUCAGUGAUAGUGACAUCUCAGAUUAUGAUGUUGAUGAUGGUAUUGGAGUUGUUCCUCCAGGUUAUAGAUCUAGUACUAGAGAAAGUAAAUCCACAACGCUAACUGUGCCAGAGCAGCAAAGAACAACACAUCAUCGUUCACGUUCUGUGUCUCCUCACCGUGGCGACGAUCAGGGCAGGCCCCGUUCACGUUUACCAAAUGUGCCAUUACAGAGGAGUUUAGAUGAAAUUCAUCAAAUGAGAAGAUCACGUUCUCCAACUAGACACCAUGAUGCCUCCAGAACUCCAGUUGAUUACAGAUCUAGAGAGUUGGAUAGUCAAUAUUUGUCGGAUCAAGAAAGUGAGCUUCUUAUGCUGCCCAGAGCAAAACGAGGAAGAAGUGCUGAGUGCCUACAUACCAUCAGAAGUUCUGUUAGGCACUAUAAAACAUUACCACCCAAGAUGCCUUUACUAGAAAAUGGUACUCAUUGGAACCUGUACAGCUCAACUCUUCCUGCAUGUGCUAAGACCAAAUCCGUGAUUAGACAGGAUAUUUCACUCCUUCAUGAUUGCCUUAAUUCACGAAUAUCGAAAGUUGGAGAUGAUCUGCCGGUUAGUGAACUGCAGCCCUCCCUUGACAGGGCUAGGAGUGCUAGUACCAACUGCUUGAGACCAGAUACUAGUUUGCAUUCACCAGAACGAGAAAGGGGUAGAUUGUCCCCCUCCCUAGAGAGGAGACGACCUACUAGUCCCAGGAUUCAUAUCCAGCAUGCAUCUCCGGAGGAUGACAGAACAAGGACGCUGGAGUCUUGCAUUCCAAAACAGGACAGUGUAGACCACCUAAGUGCUAAACCUGGAGCAGCACAGAGGCAGUCCAGAAAAGUGGAAAGAUAUAGCAGCCAAAAACAAACUAGGAAAGGCUCCGCAACUGAAACGGAAAGGGGUCUGCUACCAUGUCUUUCUAGAAGGGGACUUCCAACCCCACGAACAACUGAACAGCCAGUCAUUAGGGGAAAACAUCACACUCGCUCAAGGUCGAGUGAGCAGUCUAGUAUCAAACCCUUAUGCUCUGUACAUCACCUAGCAUCCGGAGGGUCGGCGCCACCUUCUCCACUUCUGACAAGAACACAUCAACAAGGAAGUCCCACACAGUCUCCUCCUGCAGACACAUCCUUCAGCAGUCGUAGGGGAAGACAGCUACCGCAAGUUCCAGUAAGAAGUGGCAGUAUAGAGCAAGAGCAAGAGACUUUUAACUCUCCCACAAAAGCAAGCUUAGUAGUGGAAGAGCGAACGAGACAGAUGAAAAUGAAAGUGCACCGUUAUAAUCAGACAUCAGGGUCUGGUUCUAGCCAAGAACAUGAGCGUGAGCAAUAUACCAAG
Molecule: messenger RNA, 4389 nt
Organism: Pipra filicauda (Wire-tailed manakin)
Lineage: Eukaryota; Metazoa; Chordata; Aves; Passeriformes; Pipridae
Product: regulating synaptic membrane exocytosis protein 1
Exons: 29
Biological process (GO): intracellular protein transport; calcium ion-regulated exocytosis of neurotransmitter; regulation of synaptic plasticity
Cellular component (GO): cytoskeleton of presynaptic active zone; presynaptic membrane
Molecular function (GO): transmembrane transporter binding; small GTPase binding
Source: RefSeq, a predicted model, not a curated record